Vigna angularis (adzuki bean) is the source of this 1681-nucleotide messenger RNA. Its product is annotated as metalloendoproteinase 2-MMP. NCBI's taxonomy places the organism in Eukaryota, Viridiplantae, Streptophyta, Magnoliopsida, Fabales, Fabaceae. Bases 337 to 1464 code for a protein of 375 amino acids. The record is from RefSeq and is a predicted model, not a curated record. Gene Ontology annotation, molecular function: zinc ion binding; metalloendopeptidase activity. Gene Ontology annotation, biological process: collagen catabolic process; proteolysis; extracellular matrix organization. The transcript has a single exon. Gene Ontology annotation, cellular component: extracellular matrix.
GAAUAAAAUCCAUUAAUAUAAUUAUUUAAAUAAUAUUCACAAAAAUGAAGAAACUUAUCCUUUUUAAUAAUUAAUUAUUCAUAAUACAUUUAUGUGAUGAAAAUGUAUUAUGAAGAAGCUGACGUUUACCUUGGAAAGACGUUGAAAUAACACAAGAGUUUGCAGUGAAAUUUCCAACAGAAGAAGCCCAAGUUUUUCAAAGCUCAUCACAUCACAUUUACCAAAUACAUCUUCAGAGCAAGACUUUCACAAUGCAUUCCUCAACACUUCUUAUAGUCGUCUCCAGUUCUCAACUUUCCCAGACAAAAUUCUCUUCAAUUUUCUUCCAAACCAAACAUGAACAAACCCCAACCUCACCAACUAAUCACCCUUGCUUUCUUUCUUUCAUUCUCUCUCACCAACUUCGUCGUUUCAGCUCGAUUCUUCCCCAACGUCUCAUCCUGGCUCCCCGACCACGCGCCUCUCGGAGGCGCGUGGGAUGCCUUUCGUAACCUCACCGGUUGCCAUCGCGGCGAUAACUAUGACGGCCUCGCCAACCUAAAAUCCUACUUCGAGCGCUUCGGCUACAUCCCUCACGCGCCGCCAUCGAACUUCUCCGAUGAGUUCGACGACGCUCUCGAAUCGGCGAUCAAAACCUACCAGAAGAAUUUCAACCUCAACGUCACCGGUGUCCUCGAUGACUCCACGCUUCGGCAGAUCGUCCUGCCGCGGUGUGGUGUCGCCGACAUAAUCAACGGUACCACGACGAUGAACGCCGGAAAGCAGAACGAAACGGCGUCGUCCAGCAAGCUGCGGUUCCACACGGUGGCGCACUACACUCUGUUCCCCGGCAUGCCGCGGUGGCCUGAGGGAACGGAGGAGCUUACGUACGCGUUCAACCCCGGCAACGGUCUGACCGACACCGUGAAAGGCGUUUUCGCUGUCGCUUUCGCUCGGUGGUCGGAGGUGACGUCGUUGACGUUCCGCGAAACGGAGUCGUACUUCAGCGCCGACAUCAGGAUCGGUUUCUUCAGCGGUGACCACGGCGACGGGGAACCGUUCGACGGGAGUUUGGGGACGCUGGCACACGCGUUCUCGCCGACGAACGGGAGGUUCCACCUGGAUGCCGACGAGGACUGGGUGGUUUCCGGCGAUGUGACGCAGUCGGCGCUGUCGACGGCGGUGGAUUUGGAAUCGGUGGCGGUGCACGAGAUUGGGCACUUGCUAGGGUUAGGUCACUCGUCUGAGGAAGAAGCGGUUAUGUUUCCGACGAUUUCCUCGCGGAGGAAGAAGGUGGUGCUGGCGCAGGAUGAUAUCAAAGGGAUUCAAUUCCUCUACGGUACCAAUCCCAAUUACAAUGGAUCCAGUGCCACGUCAGCACCGGAGAGGGACUCCAGCGACGGUUCCAAUUCCUCUUCCUCUUCCUGUUCCUGGAGGGUUUUCACUUUGUUGACCUUUUCAUUUUUAUAUUUUACAUUAUUAUAGGAUUUAUUUUUUAUUAUUUAUCCCAGAGGUAUUGUUGGCCUUAUUUGGACUUGGCUCACACUGCCACUAUUCCUCCCUCUAAUUUCUUUCCUUUCCUUUGUUCUCAUUGCAGCUUCCUUUCCCAUGCUCACAUGACAUGGUGAACUCUGUAUACACAUUCAUACACUAUAGGAUUCCUCGUGUAUAUGAUAUAAUAAUAUUCAUUAUUUAAUCUACC